UUACCCGAGAACAUGUCUGACUUCACCAAAGAGCGGCGACGUGAGGAUCGCAACAUCGAGCACGAAAAAAGCUUUGGCCCAUCUCGGUGGUCCCACUGCAGGAAGAGGGGGAUCAAUGGGAGCCUGAGGAGCAACGGCGAGGCAGAUGAUAUUGAUAGAGGAAGGAACGGACACACUGACUCCAGCUACAAACACCCUGAUCGCAGACAUCCCAGCUUCACUACACCAGAGAGCACAGGCUCAGUGUCCCGCUGUGGUCGGCAGGCUGACUGGGGCAGCCAGGUGGAGGACGAUGAGAUGAGGAGGGACGUGCACAGAGACAUGCAGCGUUACAGGAGGAGGAUACUGGGGGCAGAAUUCACCCAGAGGGAGAGAAGGGCCUCGUCUGGCUCGUCUGGAAGCUGUGACUCCAGAGAGGGAGAUAACAUGGAAACCGAUGAAGCUGUGUUGCUACGACGACAGAAACAGAUCAACUAUGGCAAGAACACGCUGGCCUACGACCGCUACAUCAAAGAAGUUCCUAAACACAUGCGUCAGCCAGGCGUUCAUCCAAAAACUCCCAAUAAGUUCAGGAAGUACAGUCGUCGCUCCUGGGACCAGCAGAUCAAACUGUGGAAGGUCAAACUACAUGCCUGGGACCCCCCUGCAGAGGAAGGCCAGGACAAGACCCUCGAUGUCGUUGAGGAGCUCAACCUUGAUGAUGUAAUGGACAUUGAACUAGAUUUCCCAACCAUUACUGACUCCCAGAACACCCAGACCUCGCUGCCGAUACACAGCCUGUCAGUGGAGGAUGAAGACUGCGGUACUCCGGUCAAAGUACAAAGGACAGCAGAGCCUAAUAUUGCAUAGCUUGUUAUUGAAUGGUUCAGUCCUCCCCCCACAUCGACUUCACAGUCCACUCAGAAAAAACUGCUCCAGCUGCCGGCUAAGAGUCUGUGUGGACACACUCUGUGUCUUUGGCUGGUAGUCACUGAUUAUAAUUAAUAUAAGUUUUGUUUUCAUCAUAUGUUUCUCCAUCCAUCGUUUGGGCCAUUUGUUGAAGUUUCUGUUCGGAGUAUUUUAUGACAAGAUUUUACAUUUUUAUCGACGCAUGUUUCAGAAUUUGGUAUUCAAAAAACCCCACUUGCUGCACCAGUGAGAGGCCUGUUGGAGUGUGCGUCUAGUUUUGUGCAAAUGUGAGCUUACAUCUCUCAUAUUCUACCUGAGAAGAUUCCAGAUGCAUAGAAACUGUCUGAACUCGAAGUCGUCUUAAUAGAAACGGAGGCAAUGAUGUGUUGUUUGAGUUAUCCUUGAGAAAUAUUGGGCUGUGGCUUUUUCUGUUUUGUUUUGUUGUUUUAAUACAAAUGUAAUUGUUUCUUACUGCUGUAUCUUUAAUAGAACUUGAAAUAAAAAACAAACAAACAAAUAAAACAAUCAAGAAAAA
Neolamprologus brichardi is the source of this 1423-nucleotide messenger RNA. It is a transcript of the gene slbp, whose product is annotated as stem-loop histone mRNA binding protein. The record is from RefSeq and is a predicted model, not a curated record. Gene Ontology annotation, cellular component: cytoplasm; histone pre-mRNA 3'end processing complex. Gene Ontology annotation, biological process: mRNA transport; mRNA 3'-end processing by stem-loop binding and cleavage. NCBI's taxonomy places the organism in Eukaryota, Metazoa, Chordata, Actinopteri, Cichliformes, Cichlidae. Gene Ontology annotation, molecular function: mRNA binding; histone pre-mRNA stem-loop binding.